CCCAGCUCCACCCCCUCCCCAGGCGGGCGGGCGGGCGCGUUUUCGCAGAGGGCUUUGCAGCUGUGGUAAGCUGGGGGCUGUGCAGCGUCCCCCGCUAACCUCUCCGGCCAUGCGCAGCGCCGCGCACGCCCUGCCUGCUGCUCCCGGCGGCCGAGGGCACCCGGCCUCCCGGCCCCCGCGCCCCGCCGCGAAGCCCCACUGAGCGCCCCGGGCCCCCGCCGCCAGGAUGCGAGAGGCCGAGGGCCAGGAAAAGCCGCCGCCGCGCGAUUUGGCACCCCCCGGACUGGCUGGAAGGCAGGUCAGCGGUUUGAGUGUGUGUUACCUUCAGAGGCCUACGAUCUUCCAAGCAAAGAACUCCGACCGAAUUCCAGAGUGCGAAGGAAUGCAGCGGUUGGAGGAUGAGCGGAGGUGGCUGGCUGUCCCUAAAGUCUACGUCCUCCAGCCUUGGAUUUUGAACCUUUUGAUGAAAUACGAACAGGUGGAACCCAGAAAUACACAGGUGCCUGGGCACAUCCUGAACGUUGUGAGUGACUUGAAGGCUGCAGACCAAGGCAGUGCCGCCGUCCUGCACAUCUCAGAUGGGUCCUACUACAUCCGGGUGGUUGUUUCCCUGGAAGCCAUGCAGAUGGCGGAAUGUGUUCAACUGCAGUCCGGGUUCUCCAACAUCAUUGGCAGGAUUAUCAUCUUGCAGAAAUACAUGGUGUGCUUCCAGGAGGAGAUCAAAGCGGAGGAGUGCGAGUUCUACCUGUCCGUCCAUCAGUUCAUCGUGUUGCCCUUGCAGAGGCAGAGGAUGGAGGCGCUGAACUGUAAUCAGGAGCCCUCGAUCCUCCAGAAGAUAAAGGAACUGUGGCAGGAAGAUGUCUGGAACCUGACCCUGGGAUCUGUGGUGUUUGACUGUUGCAGGAGAGGCCUCACCCUGAAGACCAUUUCCUCCUCAGGGACCUCGGUGUCUCAGUUAAUGAUCGACAUAGGGCAGAGACGGCUCAAGGUUUUGAAGCAGAAUGUCGAGGAUUGCCUGGAUUUACUGGACGCAAGUGAGGUGCCAGCCAUAGGGGAGAGGCUCCCUGUCACCAACUGGGAGGCAGAGCGCAAGAGAGAGGAGCUGAGUAAGGACGUCUUUACAGUACCAGCCAAUGUCCUGGUGAUCAGCUCAGAGGAGAAGGAGGCGAUUCGUGAUGCCUGCCUGGCAGGAGCUCCUCACACUGUUCCUGGGAGUAGCUGCCUUGACAGGGACCCGGAUGACAGUACCAUAGUGUCAUGCCCCAAUGACCCUAGUGCGAUGUCCCGAAGUUUGGACGUAUCCCUGGAUAAUCCCUGGGACAAGCUUCAGUCAGUGUCCGUGACUCUGUCAUCCUCCUUGGAAGAGAAGUCCAUUAUCCAGCCCAGCCUGCCAAGCACACAAGAGGCCCAGCUGGCCAGCUCUGCAGAGGAAGCGGCUAUCACGCAGCCUGACAGCAACACCCCAGAUUUCUUGGAGCCUUCCAGCCAGAAGUCCCCUUCUACCUUAUCCCAGGGUGAACCAGUGAAGACUGUAUCCCCAUCACUGCUGUCCUACAGCAGUACACGUGCCCCAGAGGUUGCCAGUCAAGGAACAGCUGCUGCCACAUUCCAGAGGGCACCACAUGUGGACAAAAACCGUGAUGCCAGCCAUGACAUUCCCUGCGGCCAGCCAUCUGGGGCUUUCCAAACCAAUCUGUGCCCUUUCUCUCCUGCUCUUCCUAUUUUGGGCAGCAUCAACAGCAGAGCAGCACCCCCUGCAAAUGGAGGGCAGGCUGAUCGUGGUGGCGUGGCUUCCCUCCCAGAUGUGGGGAACAGUGGUCUGACAAGCUCUGAAGGGGACACUGAGCUAGGGAGUGGAGCUGGGGGAAAAGAUCUGUGCAGGAGCAGGCAGCACAGGGUGACUAAGAGAAAGCUGCUGGUGGAUGACGGUAAGGUCCAUGGCCAGGUUUUGCCCAGCCCAGGCAAAACCCAUCAGAGAGCACAGAGGAAACCUCCCCAUGCGGAUGUGCCCAUGGGGGACAUGCGCUGCAUGGACAGGAAGAUAGUGGGCCAGAACCCAGGUAUGGAGUUGGUGAGUGCUCAGAGAGCCAAGAAGAGCAGGCAGGAGCAGGCCGGGCCAGCUCAGGAGCCUGCACUGCCUGGGGACCCGGAGGGGCUGCCAGGAAGGGGGAAUGAGACAGCUGCAGUCGGGAGCAUGGCUACAUCCAGGCCAGGCCAGCAACAGUAUGUGAAAACAACCCCGUUUCAAUACACCUACAAGGCACCAACACCAGAUCUCUGUGCCCGAGUGAACUCCACCAGGAUCUCGAAGGCGAUGCUGCGGUGGGCCUGCUGGGUGAUCACCAAAGCUGAGCAGCCCUGAGGCCCUGGUGGAGUUCCAACGUGCUAUUCAGAGGUUCUCCUGUUCUUGUUCACGGCUUACCCAAAGGGAAGAGCAUGACUCGAUAUCCCUACAGAGUAGGCUCUCUGGGGCCAAAAGGAAGGUCCGUUGGCACUCAAGUUACCCAAAAGGCACUCCAAUCCCCACAACUCCAGCCCAGACUCUUGGAAUAGCUACUGUGCUGUAUGCUGGGAGUCCCCUGCCACAGUGGGGGCAGCUGAAGGGCUGUGGCUGCUGCAGGGAAGCAGCAUGCGUGACCCUUUGCUGGCAUGGUGUGACACUGCUGAAUUUCAGGCUUAGCUAUGGCUGGGAGGGGCAACUGGUUUUCUUCCUGUGCUCCACGGAGAAGGGCUGGUGUAGGGCAAGUCAGGUAGACAGGAUACCUUGCUGUGGGAUAUUCUGCUCUCCCUCCUCCCUACAAUCACCUCUUCAGCAUGUUAAACCCCAGCUGGAAAGCAAUGCCCUUCAGCGCUCUGCCUGUCCCGCACACCUGCCCGGUCUGUUAUUUGUCAAGGAAUGCAAUGAGCGAGGAUAGGAGCAGGCAUCUCAAAAGCACACGCAGAGCACCUAUGAGCAAGGGGCUUGCUACAUCUCCUUACAACCUCCAGCAUCCCUUAACUGGGCUAAUGCCCCAGCCCUAGGCUCCAGCCAGAGGAGUUCCCAUGUUGUAGCAGAGGUUAGGAAAGCACUGGUAGCGUUCCUUAUCCGCAGCAGUGCACCCCUCUACCAGUUGCAGCUCUGGAGUCAAUGCAGUAGUGUGGUCUUUUAAUGCUUUGUUUGUUACAAAAUAUUUCACAUGGUUUAUGCUUUGGAAAUGAAAAAUAAAAAGUUGUCUGUUUUUAAA
Messenger RNA from Caretta caretta (loggerhead turtle), 3224 nucleotides. RefSeq lists its product as uncharacterized. Gene Ontology annotation, molecular function: telomeric repeat DNA binding. Gene Ontology annotation, cellular component: telomerase holoenzyme complex; shelterin complex; chromosome, telomeric region. Gene Ontology annotation, biological process: telomere maintenance via telomerase; protein localization to chromosome, telomeric region; negative regulation of telomere maintenance via telomerase. The record is from RefSeq and is a predicted model, not a curated record. Lineage: Eukaryota; Metazoa; Chordata; Testudines; Cheloniidae.